AGGGGUCGUUGUUGUUUGCUGGGGUGGAGUGGAGUUGCAACCGAGUCGCCCGUACCGCAAGCCCCAUAUCCGCCUAUAUAUGUAUUACCUGUAUCUUACUUCUGUUCCCUCAAACCACACGGCAUUUCUUCAUACUCUGGUGUAGAGUUUGUGAUACAAAGACUGUAAAUGGAUACCUUCCUCUUCACCUCGGAGUCUGUCAAUGAAGGCCACCCUGACAAGCUUUGUGACCAAGUCUCAGAUGCCAUUCUUGAUGCUUGUCUAGCUCAAGAUCCAGAUAGCAAAGUUGCGUGUGAAACAUGCACAAAGACUAAUAUGGUCAUGGUCUUUGGGGAGAUCACGACCAAAGCCAACAUAAACUAUGAGAAGAUAGUUCGGGAUACCUGCAGAGGUAUUGGGUUCACGUCAGCUGAUGUUGGCCUUGAUGCUGACAAAUGCAAGGUCCUUGUUAAUAUUGAGCAACAGAGCCCAGACAUUGCUCAGGGGGUUCAUGGUCAUCUCACAAAGAAACCGGAAGAAAUUGGAGCUGGUGACCAAGGCCACAUGUUUGGCUAUGCCACAGAUGAAACUCCGGAGCUCAUGCCACUCACUCAUGUUCUUGCCACCAAGCUUGGGGCGAAGCUCACAGAAGUGAGAAAGAACAAGACUUGCCCAUGGCUGAGACCUGAUGGUAAGACCCAAGUUACUGUCGAGUACAAGAAUGAUGGUGGUGCCAUGGUUCCUAUCAGAGUUCACACCGUUCUCAUCUCAACCCAGCAUGAUGAAACUGUUACAAAUGAUCAGAUAGCCAAGGAUUUGAAAGAACAUGUGAUCAAGCCUGUGAUUCCUGCUCAGUACCUUGAUGACAGAACAAUCUUCCACCUCAACCCGUCAGGUCGAUUUGUUAUUGGUGGGCCGCAUGGAGAUGCUGGACUCACUGGUAGGAAAAUUAUCAUUGAUACCUAUGGUGGCUGGGGUGCUCAUGGUGGAGGUGCUUUCUCGGGCAAGGAUCCUACCAAGGUGGACAGGAGUGGUGCAUACAUUGUUAGGCAGGCAGCUAAGAGUGUAGUGGCUUCUGGACUUGCUCGUCGAUGCAUAGUGCAAGUUUCAUAUGCUAUUGGUGUAGCAGAGCCACUUUCAGUGUUUGUUGAUACCUACAAGACGGGUAAGAUAUCGGACAAGGACAUACUAGCCCUUAUAAAAGAGAACUUUGACUUUAGGCCUGGAAUGAUUGCCAUCAACCUUGAUCUGAAAAGAGGAGGGAACUUCAGAUACCAAAAGACUGCUGCCUAUGGACACUUUGGCCGUGAGGAUACCGAUUUCACGUGGGAGACAGCCAAGAUACUCAAACCUAAAGCUUGAGUUAGUGGGCUGUCAGCUAGAUAUUACUUCUGCAAACUGAAUUUGCAUACAAAUCAUACAGGUUGCAGAUGAAUAAAAUGAGCUAUAUGAGAUAAAUAACAUUAUGAUUCGUUCUAGGGUUGGAUUAACGUUUUCUGCACUUGAAUUUGAGGGAUUUGGGAGCCUGAAGUAUUUGUUAUACGCUUGUUUUACUUUUUCGAUAUUCUCGUAUCUGUUCUUUAGCCAGUCGUUGAAAUAUUUUAUUCGCAACAUCUUAUUUGUUUUGUGAUACUAUGUAUUACUCUGUUUUAUUUCAUGGUUUUUGUAUUCAUCGAACCACAUCUAUUUAGUUUUUAA
Molecule: messenger RNA, 1677 nt
Organism: Olea europaea var. sylvestris
Lineage: Eukaryota; Viridiplantae; Streptophyta; Magnoliopsida; Lamiales; Oleaceae
Product: S-adenosylmethionine synthase 1
Exons: 2
Coding region: 169-1341 (390 amino acids)
Biological process (GO): S-adenosylmethionine biosynthetic process
Cellular component (GO): cytosol
Molecular function (GO): methionine adenosyltransferase activity; ATP binding
Source: RefSeq, a predicted model, not a curated record